UUACUGGUAUUUCUUUGUUCGAUUAGCCCCCUAAUUGAUGUAAAAUCAGUCCUGUUUAAGGUACAGAGAGGGAUCUUUUAUCCUACAGGCUACUGGAGGUGGACGAUAUACAAAAGAAAAUGUUGCACGUUGUUGAGCUGUUGAAAACAGGAGCUCUUUUAGAUACAGAACUUACGAAUGAAAUCCCAGAAAAUGAGUAUAUCAAAUAUUUUUCACCAGAAUACUUGUUGAAUAUUCCAAAUGGUUACAUGGAGAAUUUAACUAGCAAAUCAUAUCUUAGUACAAUAAAAAUGCAAGUAUUGGAAAAUCUUUGUAGCAUCCAACAUGCUCCAGGUGUACAAAUGCAAGAGGUUCCACCUGAUUUCUGUAUUCCUGAUUUUGAUGAAGAUGAGCAAAAUCCUGAUGAGUGCAUGGAUCGUAAGUAGAACUCAUGAAUAACGUGUACCCUCGAGCUGUGGCGCCAUUGUGUCCCUUAAUCAACACUCAGCACACCCAAGACAAGCAAAUUCAGCGUGACGAUGAAUAUUACAAUGGAGACAAUGAUAAUGGUCAUAACACGGCCAUUUGAAGUUUCUUGUACCAUUUUUUGUAGGUAGUAGUAUUAGCUUUUAACGUGUAGGAGUUGAUGCUGGCAAAACUCAGAAAUAUGGCUAACUCCAUCAAACAACAAAUGUGGAAAGAACCGCACUAUAGUUAUUGUUCAUACUGUUUUUAAAACUAUGGCAGCGGUGUUUAGGGAUGACAAUAGGUAUAGUAGAGUUAUGUCUUCCACACUGGAGAGGAGAGAUGUGGACAAUGACAAACCCAUCACUCGUGUUCUCUUUUGUGGAUCGCAUUUUCCAGCUUCACAAAAUUAUACUAGAGAAUACUUAGAGAAGUAUUCUUUUAUCCAGGUUGAUGAUGUGCCACUGAAGGAAGUUCCUGAUCAUAUUGGGAACUACCAUCUUUGUGUCGCAAAAAACAUGCGGUUUGAUUCAAAUGUUAUAUCUCGUGCAAAACAGAUGAAGAUUAUAAUGCAAUUUGGUGUUGGCCUAGAAGGAGUUGAUAUUGAUGCUGCUACAAAGCAUGGGAUUAAAGUUGCCAGAAUCCCAGGUGAUGCAUCUGGAAAUGCAGUAUCUUGUGCUGAAAUGGCUAUAUAUCUAAUGUUGGGCCUUCUCCGGAAACAGAAUGAGAUGCAAAUUUCUGUAAAGGAGAAAAAGCUUGGAGAGCCUGUUGGGGAAACACUGCUUGGGAAAACAGUCUUUAUAAUGGGAUUUGGAAAUAUUGGAAUUGAUCUGGCAAAGCGCUUGAAACCAUUUGGUGUUAAAAUUAUUGCUACAAAAAGGAGCUGGGCCUCAAAUUUGCAAGUUCCUGUCCCAAAAGCAUUUCCAAUUCAAAACGGGGUCGUUGAUGAUUUGGUUGACGAGAAAGGAAGUCAUGGAGAUAUUUAUGAGUUUGCAAGCAAUGCUGAUAUAGUUGUCUGUUGCUUGAGUUUGAAUAAAGAAACAGUUGGCAUUGUAAACAAGUCCUUCAUAUCUUCGAUGAAACAGGGAGCCCUUUUGGUAAAUAUUGCUAGAGGGGGUCUUCUAGAUUAUGAGGCUGUUGUGCAUCAUCUUGAGUCUGGACACUUGGGAGGCUUAGGAAUUGAUGUUGCAUGGACAGAACCAUUUGACCCUGACGAUCCGAUUUUGAAAUUCAAGAAUGUUAUAGUUACACCUCAUUUAGCUGGGGUUACCGAAUAUUCUUAUAGAUUGAUGGCUAAGGUUGUCGGUGAUGUUGCCUUACAACUUCAUGCCGGAAAUCCUUUCACAGGGAUAGAGUUUGUCAAUUAGUUAGCCAGAAUCAAACGUAUCAAUAAGGCUAUCAAAUAUAAAUGUCCAUUUAAGGUUCUGGCAGAUUGAUCCUGGGGCUGGCUCCUGCAGAAUCUGGGGGUUAAAUCCCUUAAUGGAUCACCUAGCAAUAGGACGAAAAAAUAGGUUCAAUAAAGUGCUUCGAGGAUCCUCCUGAGCACAUAAAUGUUCAAUAGAUUCUUGAAACUUGAUAUUUCCAUGUUUAAUAUAAUACUACUGAUUAAGUUUGGAUAUCCUCAAUAUUGAAAUAUAAGGUAGGAGAUUUAUUGACGUUUGAUCUUAACAUGGAUAGA
Messenger RNA from Durio zibethinus, 2122 nucleotides. The record is from RefSeq and is a predicted model, not a curated record. Lineage: Eukaryota; Viridiplantae; Streptophyta; Magnoliopsida; Malvales; Malvaceae.